Molecule: messenger RNA, 2507 nt
Organism: Chironomus riparius
Lineage: Eukaryota; Metazoa; Arthropoda; Insecta; Diptera; Chironomidae
Source: the annotation of a GenBank genome assembly
UUCAAUACUACAAGCAAAAAUAAAUUAUAAUUAAAGAAUUAAGCUAUAAAACGUGCUUUAAACCAUUGUAAAUCAGUAAGAAACGGUGUUUUAGGACUUAUCAAAUUAAUUAAACUUAUUAGUAUCCUCCAACAAUAAAGUUUUUCUCUCGCAAUGGAUGCUGAUAAUAAACUAUAUGAGUUGAUGAAUGUAAAUAGAAAUGCUACUGAUGCUGAGAUUAAGAAAAGCUAUCGUAAACUGGCUAUGAAAUAUCAUCCGGACAAAAAUCCAAAUCCAGACGAAGCUGAAAAGUUUAAGGAAAUUACUUAUGCUUAUGAGAUUCUAUCGGAUCCCGAUAAACGUAAAACUUAUGAUCGUUAUGGCGUUAAAGGACUUCAAGAGGGUGGUGCUGAUACAAAUGACAUGUUUAGUCAUAUUUUCGGUUCAUUCUUUGGUGGUGGAGGAGGUGGAAGAUCAUCAGGUCCACAACAAUGCGAGCCAAUUGUAAUGCAAGAGCUUGUGACAUUAGAAGAUCUUUAUGUUGGAGGUCGUGAGAUUCCACGUAAAAUUACUCGAAUCAUUGGCUGUACAAAGUGCAAUGGUCAAGGUGGUAAGAACGUCAAGAAGUGUAAAGAAUGUCGUGGAACUGGCACAAAAAUCAUUAUUCAUCAAAUGGGAUUCAUGACACAACAGAUUGCAUCAAAAUGCAAUGAUUGUGCUGGAACUGGAGAGUUUAUAGACAAAAAGGAUCGCUGUGACUUGUGUAAAGGAUCAAAAACGAUUGAGGACAAAAAGGAAGUAACGAUUCAUAUUGAUAAAGGCAUGAAACAUGCACAGAAAAUUGUAUUUCGCGGUGAAGGACAUCACUUGCCUGAUACAGUUCAAGGCGAUGUCAUUGUUGUACUGAAGGAACGCGAUCAUGAAACAUUCAAACGCGAAGGAAAUGACUUGAUUUUGCAACAAACAAUUUCAAUAACGCAAGCAUUAUGCGGCUUUGAUUUGUUGAUUAAACAUUUAGAUGGACGUGAUCUUCAUGUAAAAAAUCCACCUGGGAAUGUGAUGAAAAAUGGUGACAUUAAGUGCGUUACUCAUGAAGGUAUGCCACUCUACAAGAAUCCAUUUGAAAAAGGAAAUUUAUUCAUCAACUUUACCGUUGAAUUUCCUGAAAAAAUGGACGUCGAUUUAAUUCCACAAUUAGAGAAGUGCUUGCCACCAAGGCCGGCAUUCGUUAUGCCAACGGGUGAGCAUGUAGAAGAAGUGAGCAUGUCUGACUACGAUCCAAAUGAUCAAUCAAGACGCAAAAAACAUUCAGCAGCUUAUAAUUCCGAUUCUGAAGACGAAGAAGGUGGUCAUCCAGGCGGAGUUCAAUGCCGAGCCUCAUAAAUUCAUGUAUGUAAUUAUUUGUGGAUUAUCGACCCCCCCAUUAAAAUAACAGAUAAAGUAAUUCUGUUUAUUGAUGGUGUAUGGAGAUUCGUAUUUUUUGAUUUCUUUUUUUAGGUUUCACAAAUUAUAAGAAUAAAUUUUGGUUUAAUAUUUUUUGUGUCUGAAGAUGCGCUGAUCUUUUUUCUAUAUAAUCCAAAUAUUAUAAUUUUUUUGUUUUUUUGCAAAGUCAUUCAUAAGUAAUAACUCAAAAGCACCGUAGAUGAAAAAAAAAAUCAACAAUACAUAAUUUUAAUACAUAUUGUGUGAGAAUGUCUGGAAUAAAGGAUUAAAAAUCCUAAUUAUUGGAUGUUGAUGCUCAAUGAUGCUUCAAGUCUGAUCCUAAGGAUCAACAUUUAUAUGAUUAGUAUUACAUCACAUGACAGUUGAGAGUUAUUUUUUGUGGAGUAGCUCAAUUCUUAAAAUCUAGCUUAAAACUAGCUUUUAAAAGUUCUGGUUACUAGAAUAUACGAAUUGCCUAGAAGCAAGAGAACUAAAAUAUGAAACCUACUCCUGUGUUCAUAGAGUUUGAACAAUAUUACAAAGAUUCCAACACUAAAAACAACGUUAUAAACUUAAUUUCUACUCUGUCCAAGUCAAUUAGACUCAAAUCUCAGUUCCAGAACAAACCAGACCCAGUAUGAUUCUAUGGGAAUUUCCAUAUACAUAAUUUUCUUAAGAAUAACCACAAAAAAAGUAAUAUUUUCGACUGUGUAUUGUGAUAACAUGCGCAAUUUAACGACUGCUGAUGAUAGAAGCAUCAUUGAGACGCUCAAGUCCUGAUCAAAAAAUAGAUUUUAUUUCAUAAUUUUGAGAUCAAGCUCGAUUUGAUAUUUAACGAAAAAAAAACACAAUUAAUUAAUGAUAACCAUGAUUCGUACGAAAAAGGAGUAAAGAACUUAACAUUAAGUAGAACUGAAUAUAAUAAAAUGACUAUCGUUGUGAUUUAGCAUUGAAUGAUGAUGAAAAACCAAGAUUAAAUUAUAUGAAAUUCAGUAUAAAUUAAUUAAUUAAUCUCCCCAGUUUUUAUGGCAAUGCAGAAUUCCUUCAUAAAUAUUGUAAUUUUAAAUUAAUUUCAUACCUACUCAUUUGUUCCUUUAAAUCUUUCU